Messenger RNA from Setaria italica (foxtail millet), 3258 nucleotides. RefSeq lists its product as uncharacterized. Bases 73 to 2874 code for a protein of 933 amino acids. The record is from RefSeq and is a predicted model, not a curated record. The transcript is spliced from 3 exons. NCBI's taxonomy places the organism in Eukaryota, Viridiplantae, Streptophyta, Magnoliopsida, Poales, Poaceae.
CCUACUAUGAUGGCCUUCCCUUUUCCCCACUGCAGGGUCGCAUGACAAACAUUGCCUUCAGGUCAUGGACUCAUGGUCGCCUUUCCGUGGCGGCCAAAGCUUUCUUGCCGGUGCUUAAGGUGGCGGCCGGUGCUCCUCCGUUCUCCAGGGCAAGGAAUCCCAGAACAAAAGGGACUGCAGCUUCGUGCCUUCCCUCCCUCUGCUUGCUUUAUUCCUCCCUCCCUCUCUCCCAGUCCCAGGCUCCCAGCACCUUUCCCUGUCACUCAAUCCCUCCCCUGCUUGGCUGCUUUCCCCAUCCACCAACCCCGGCCGUCACCUGUUACUGCAUUGGUGCGAGGCAACUCUGUGAGGGAUUCUUGGCCCUCGCCGCCGCCCGUCGUCUCGUCUAGGAAGGUGAGCCUAUAUUUGUAUCUCAGGGCUGAAUUCAUGGAGACAAAAAUGCCAUUUGAUAGUAACAAUCUUAUUUUCCACAUCAAGAGAAUAGUGUAUCCUUCUAUCAGACUUGGCUACCAAUCUGCUUGUGACUACCCUGUAGUACUCGGCAUUGGAGUUCUGUUGCUGUUCCUGCACAAACUUUGCCCUUCUCUGUUUACUUUCCUUUUGUCUUCAUCUCCGGUAUUCCUGUUAACUGCACUUCUUCUUGGAGCACUAUUGAGUUAUGGGGAACCAAGUGCUCCAGUGAUUGAAGAGGAAACAUUGGAGAACCAGAAAAAAUCGUCCCCUGAAUCCAAAGUCUCCGUAACUGAACGUUCAGCUGAGGAGGUUCAGAAUGUUGCUGUCACCCGCGCGGCAAAGAUUUUUGAAACUCCAGUUUUCUGCAUCGAGGAAAGAACUUCUGACAUCCUUGUGCAUGAUAGUCACCGUGAUGAGGAGAAUGUGAUAUAUAUGUCUGCCGAUACUGUUCUUUCUGCAGAAACUUCUGUACUUAGCAAGAACGAAGUUAUUGUGGAAAGAGAAGAGUAUGUCAAGGAAUUCUGCGAGGAGGUGGAGCUGAAACAAUUUGAGAGCACCACUACUGAAAGGUGUCACUAUGAAGUGAACAAUCAGUAUCAGUUUGGUGAACUCAUGAGCGCAUGUUGGGAACCUGUUAUGAGGCAGGAACCUUGUUCGGAUUCUGAAUCUGAUCUUAGCGAUAGUUCUUCUGAUGCAUCAAUAACCGACAUUAUUCCAAUGCUCGAUGAGUUAAACCUUCCUGUAAACUUGGGGACUGAUCACCCUUCCUCAACCUUUAGAGACAACCUGAAUUCCUCAUCAGAUGAUGAUGAAGAUGACUCAAAGGAGGAUGGUGACCUUAGCUCAGACGAAGAUAGAACAGAAGAGGAGAAAGCUGAUGGAAAUUUCUGGAAGGACUUUAUGGAUCCAAGCUCUUCAGAUACGGAAAAGAAUGGGAACUUGGAGAGUUUGAUGGAUCGGCGAAAAGCAAAGAAUAUUCUGAAGUUUGAACUUGACAGGAGGUUAAUGGACAUGCAAGCUGCUGAUGCAAUUCAGAAAAUGGAGGAGGCAUCGCGCUUCCGUGUUCAGGUUCCCUCCAUUUCUACACCAAGGCGUAACCCGUUUGAUCCUUCAAGUGGUUCAGAGGAAAUAGCCGAGUUACCGAAAAUUCCUGAUUCAGCACCAUCUGUUUUACUUCCCUGGAGAAAACCAUUUGAUAUUUCAUUUGACCAAAUUGUGGACCAUGGCAAUCGUUUACAGGAAACAUGGACUCCUCGCUCGCGCUUUCCAUCAACACAGCGUAGGAAACAUGAGAACUUGUAUUUAAAGCAGUCUACCUAUCUUCGACAUCACAAUGGCACAAAGCCGGAGAAGCCUGAAGUCAGUGAAAAAGAUGCCAGUGAUAAUCACUCAUACAACAAUUCUGAGCAAGCAUGGAACAAUGGCAAGUUAUUUGGCUCACUGGAACCACAUGUUGGUGAUGAGAUUAAAAUACUAAGUGCAGCUAUUUCAGACGUGUGCGUGUUAGAAGUAAAUGAAGGAACUAAAAGUACUGAUCCCGUCAUUGGCACAGAUUCAUUUUAUAUCCAAAAAUCUAUAUCCAGCACAUCAAAAGCUAAUGAUUUAGUUUCUGCAGGUUGUGAGCAAUUGCUUUUGUGUUCUCUAUCAGAAGAAUAUAAUACUGAGAAACAUAUCGUUGAAGCAGACUCCAUCAGUGAAGUUAACUCAUUAUUUAAGUGCCGCAUGGAGGAAGUACUAGUGCAGUCCAUUUCAGAGUCCGGUAUUGAUCAACCAUUGACAGGUAAACUUGAACAUGAAUUGAAUGGUACUCUAUGCACAGAAUCUGCAAUGCCAGCAAUUGAAGCAAGAUCAGUAGAAGAAUUGAAUUCACAAUUUGUUCAGCUCAGCGGAGAAGCAUUAGAAUGUGCUACUUCUGAUUCCAGUUGUGAUGAUGAACAUAUCCAAGAUAGAUCAAGUGAAGCAUUGCCUGUGGAAAAUGGGCAUACUUCAGAAUUGCCAAAGAAAGAUUGCCAUUCAUAUCCGACUCCUGAUAAUCCAGUGGCUGUGAAUGUCAAAUGUAAAUCGAAGGAGCUGUUAACUGAAGAUACUGAGCUUCCUGUUCUAGAAGCAUGCUCAGUUGAAGAGAUGAACUCACUGUUCAGGCAACUGGAAGAUGAAGCGCCGGCUCAGAUGCCUCAUAGCUCAGAUCUCAUGGUUGGUGAACAUAAUGGAGAUAUUGAUUCUGGUGUGCUAGUUCCUGAUGCGAAUUCUAGUGAAGGUAUCGGUUCUGCUUUUGUGCACUUAAGCAACGAUGAUGAAAAGAUAAAGAUUCCUGGAGAUGGUGAAGUAAUCCUGGGUUCUGUGGAGCUAAACUCAGGACUGCAUGUCAUGGAGACCAAUGCUCUGAAUGGCGACGACACAUCCGGAUUCGAUAGUACUUAAGCGAUUGAGAUCAAAGAAUCACUUGAAAGGGCUUAAGCUUCUAUUACUGAAGGGCAGAUCACAGGGUGCAGCAACAUCAUCUCCUGGGAAAUAUCUUUUGGCCUUUGGAGAACAAUUAAUCAACAUGUCCAUGUUCAUAGCACUCCCUCUUUUGCUUACUCUGUUCAUACUGCUUUGUUUUUCUUUUCUUUUUUUUGACAAAAUAUGGUGAUAUUAGGAGUUGCAGUUUUCUAGUAGCAUGGAUCAAAAGUUUUAUCCGCGGAUUGCGAGAUUUUGUAAUGGGAAGCUAUUUGUUUGUUUCAUAUAUUUUCCGUGCGGAUUAAUAAUCAUGUAAAUCCAAGAGUUACUAUUUUUAUAAGGAAAAACCAAGAGAUACUAUUACCA